CUAAUUCUUCUUUAUCUAGACACCAGAAUGGGACAAACCGUCGCUACGCCCCUGAGCCUCACUCUCGACCGCUGGUCGGACGUAAAAGGCCGUGGCAACAAUGAAGGAGUCAUCAUCAAAAAGAAUAAAUGGACCACUCUCUGCGAGGCCGAAUGGGUUAUGAUGGGUGUCGGCUGGCCCCGAGAGGGCUCCUUUAACCUCUCUUUGAUUUCACAGAUUGAAGGGAAGAUUUUUGCCCCCAAACCCCACGGGCACCCGGACCAGGUCCCCUACAUAGCCAUCUGGAGAUCCCUGGUAGAAAACCCAUUUCCAUGGGUCAAGCCCUUCCUCCUAGGUCCCUCUACAACCCCUUUGGCUUUUCCCCCGCCCUCCGCACCUCCUGCGAUUUCUUCCUCCUCUUUAUACCCUAUACUUCCCCGCAAAGAGGCUCUCAAGCCUUCCGUCCUCCCCUCCGACCUAGACUCUCCCCUCAUUGACCUCCUAACAGCUGAGCCGCCGCCUUAUCGCGCGGCACCGGCCGCGCCAGCCGCGGGACCGGAAACAGGGAUGACGGCCAUCGGAGGGGCAGCAGCCCCUGAGAAGAUGGCAACUGGCGGGGACACAGGGGGGACCCCGGCUCCCUCACCCAUCGCCGGUCGCCUUCGGGCCCGCCGGGAUGACACCCCCCUGGAAUCCAAGGCCUUUCCCCUCAGAGAAGGGCCCGGCCGCCAUCUCCAGUACUGGCCAUUCUCGGCCUCUGAUCUCUAUAACUGGAAACAAUUUAACCCCCCGUUUUCCAAAGAUCCCGUGGCAUUAACCAACUUGAUUGAGUCUAUCCUAGUGACCCAUCGGCCAACCUGGGAUGACUGCCAACAGCUUUUGCAGACCCUCCUGACUGUGGAGGAGAAGCAGCGGGUGUUCCUGGAAGCACAGAAGCUGGUCCCCGGCGAAGAUGGGAGACCUACCCAGCUCCCCAAUCUCAUUGACAUAGCCUUUCCCCUCACGCGCCCGAAUUGGGAUUAUACCACCGAUGAAGGUAGGGGACACCUACGUCUCUAUCGCCAGUUGCUUUUAGCGGGUCUCCGUGCCGCUGCUAGGCGGCCCACUAAUUUGGCCCAGGUAAGAAGCACUAUGCAGGGAAGGGAGGAGACGCCUGCCGCAUUCUUAGAAAGGCUAAAAGAGGCUUAUAGAAUGUACACCCCCUAUGAUCCAGAGGACCCAGGGCAGGCGCCAGGAGUUAUCCUGUCAUUUAUCUACCAGUCGAGCCCAGAUAUCAGGACUAAGUUACAGAGGAUUUACUUUGAUGAAAGAGGACCCACGGUCACGGGGCCUGGGGGAACCCCUUUACAAGUCCUCGCCCUAAAUCUGGAAGAAGAAUACCGCCUUUUCGAGCCUGAGCCCCCUGAAGAACCACCGGAUCUAACUAAGCCCUUCGAACUAUUCGUGGAUGAGAACUCAGGUUUUGCCAAAGGGGUAUUAGUGCAAAAACUGGAGCCCUGGAGGAGGCCGGUGGCCUAUCUAUCCAAGAAAUUGGACCCGGUAGCCACUGGAUGGCCCCCUUGCUUACGCAUGGUGGCCGCUAUUGCAGUCCUGCUCAAGGAUGCGGAUACCGACCGAGUGACUUUCGGCCCCACAGUCUCCCUCAAUCCGGCCACCCUACUACCCCUGCCUGCCUCCUCGGGGGAGCAUGAUUGCCUCCAGAUCCUGGCGGAAGCGCACGGUACCCGUCCAGAAAGGACUCAGACUAUGUCUGGUUCACGGACGGGAGCAGCUUCCUCGAGGAAGGGACGAGAAGAGCAGGAGCAGCGGUCACCACUGAGUCAGAGGUGGUCUGGGCCUCGCCGUUGCCGGCUGGAACAUCGGCCCAGAGAGCGGAGCUGA
Messenger RNA from Onychomys torridus (southern grasshopper mouse), 1860 nucleotides. RefSeq lists its product as uncharacterized. Gene Ontology annotation, biological process: virion assembly. Lineage: Eukaryota; Metazoa; Chordata; Mammalia; Rodentia; Cricetidae. The record is from RefSeq and is a predicted model, not a curated record. The transcript is spliced from 4 exons. The coding region runs from base 28 to 1860 and encodes 610 amino acids.